AUGGCCUGGGCUCGAUCUCAAGAUCCCAUCGUCACCGUCGUCUACAGCUACUGCCCCGCGGUUUUGCCCGCUGGUCGCCCGGCACCCCUCGCCGGAGCCUCCAUGGACGCCAAGCCGCCAAGCCUCCCGAGCUCCUCGACCACAGCAUCGCACGCCCGAACCCUGCGCUUGUCCUCGCAACCAGCUGCGUCGCCGAAGACCACCGUCAGCAGGAACCCCGCCGUGGAUGCAAACUUCAAGCCACCACUGCUGCCACUCGAGAGCCAUGCGCCAAAUUCCCGCGCCGUCGGAGCCCGGCUUCGCACCAUCUUCCUGUCGAUCGCGAACUUGCGCUCGAGUUUUUCCUCUGCGGGCGCCGUCUGCAUCACCCCUCGCUUCCCCCGCUCGCCCGACCGCGUGCGUUGACCACGCCCUGCUGCGUCUCGCCUCGAUCUGGAGUUGGCCCAGCACCGCGCCCGUCAACCUCCAGAUCCAUCGGGUGGGCCACACCGCUGCAGGCCCAGCGGCGCCAUAUCCGCCAGCCCAAGCCGGCCUGCUGCACUGACCGGGCCAGGCCCAUGGUGAGCGCCCCAGCGCCCAGCAGUUUCGCCCCGUGUCUUGUUUUUUUAGAUCUGCGUUUCAGCUUUUUCCAGAGUUUGUCAGUUUUACAAAAAAUCCCUUGAACUUCAUGCAUAUCUUAAUUCACAAACUAAGCAUCACAUGUAAAAACUUUAUAUAUGAAAAUGCUUAAAAUUGUGUCUAGUUUCAUAAUAUGUGACUUUCACCCAUGUUUAAAAUGUUUAAAUUGCUGUUUUUGUAGAUUUACUCUUAUGCCAUGUUAAAAUGCUUUAAUUCAUAACUUAAUAACCGUAGCUCCAAACCUAACAAAAUUUAUAUGUAAAUUGGGUAGAAAAAU
Molecule: messenger RNA, 895 nt
Organism: Triticum urartu
Lineage: Eukaryota; Viridiplantae; Streptophyta; Magnoliopsida; Poales; Poaceae
Source: RefSeq, a predicted model, not a curated record